Dictyostelium discoideum AX4 is the source of this 2448-nucleotide messenger RNA. RefSeq names its product chloride channel protein (gene clcB). The coding region runs from base 1 to 2448 and encodes 815 amino acids. The record is from RefSeq and is a predicted model, not a curated record. Gene Ontology annotation, biological process: chloride transmembrane transport; transmembrane transport; chloride transport. Gene Ontology annotation, molecular function: chloride transmembrane transporter activity. NCBI's taxonomy places the organism in Eukaryota, Evosea, Eumycetozoa, Dictyosteliales, Dictyosteliaceae. Gene Ontology annotation, cellular component: membrane. The transcript is spliced from 2 exons.
AUGAGUAAUAAUUAUAAAGCAGGUACGGCAAUAAAUGGUAAUGAUUAUUUAUUAUUAAAUAUUGAUGGAAAUAAAGAUUGUGAUACAGAUAAUGGAUUUUUUAGUGGUAAAAACUUUUUUGGAGGUAAUCAGACAUCAAUAACUCAUAGAAGACAUCAUAAAAUGACAACUAAAACCGAUAGAGAAUUGAUGAGUCAUUUUGAAAGUUUAGAUUUUAAUGCAAUCGAUAAUAUAAUUCAUAGGAAAUAUACAUUUGAAAAAAAGAAAUAUCAAAAAAUUUUAAAAACUUUAGGUAAAUGGGUAAUUUGUACUCUAAUUGGUGUCGUUGUUGGUUUAGUUUGUUAUUGUUUAAAAGAAUCUGUUGAUCAAUUACAAUCACUUAAAUUAACUCAAGUUAAAAAGUUUUAUUCAACAGAAUCAACAAUAUUUAUACCAUUUUUAGUUUAUUUAGGAUUUAAUUUAUGUUAUGGUUUAAUUAGUGGUUUAUUAGUUUGUAUAUUUGGACCAAUGUCAAGUUCAUCAGGUUUACCAGAAGUAAAAGGUUAUUUAAAUGGAAUAAGAAUUUCAAAAGCAUUCAAUUUGAAAACAGUAUUGGGUAAAUUGGUAUCAUUAAUAUUUUCAUUUUCAUCGGGAUUAGUAUUGGGACCAGAGGGACCAAUGUUUCAUAUUGGUGCAGGUAUUGGAUCAUCAAUGAGUCAAUUCAAAUCGAAAACAUUGAAAUUUCACUUGAAAUCAUUUUGGAUCUUUCAAAACGAUAGUGAUAAACGUGAUUUUAUAUCAUGUGGUGCUGCUGCUGGUAUUGCUGCAGCUUUUGGUGCACCAAUUGGUGGGGUUUUGUUUUGCUUGGAAGAGGGCUCAUCAUUUUGGUCUCGUCAGUUAACAUGGCGUACCUUUUUCUCCUGUCUAAUUGCAACCAUGACUGCAAAUUUGUUUUUACAAGGUUUCACUCAACAAAUUCAUGACUAUGGUGUAUUGACAUUUGGUGUUUCAAAAUCCUAUCUUUACACCUACACUGAGUUGAUACCAUUUAUGAUUAUGGGUAUUAUUGGUGGCUUAUUAGGUGCCAUUUUCGUACAUGUUAAUGUACGUGUCAAUCAUUGGAGAAAGAAAUUAUUUGCAAAUAAAUCAAAACUUUAUAAAAUGAUAGAAGUUUGUGUAAUUGUAAUAUUGUCAUCAGUAGUUUGUUUCUUUCCAGCUCUAUUAGCAGAUUGUAGACCCAUCAGUGGUAUAUCAGGAUUAACACCGGGUACAUGUGACCCAGGUGAUGAUUCUACACUGAUUUUAAAUCAAUUCAAUUGUGCCGAGGGUUAUUAUAAUCCAAUGGCAACAUUAACAUUAACAACCUUGGAGAAUUCUUUACAAAUUGUAUUCAGUAGAUCAACAAAUAUUUUCACAGCUCAAACACUUUUAACAUUUUCAAUAUUUUAUUAUGUUUUGACUAUUAUUACAAGUGGUUUAUAUGUUGCAAGUGGUAUUUUCAUUCCAAUGAUGUUAAUUGGUAGUUCUUGGGGUAGAUUAAUUGGUAUAUUUUUAUCAAAAUAUUUCACAUCGAUCGAUCCUUCAAUCUAUGCCCUAAUUGGUGCCGCUAGUAUGAUGGCUGGUUCAUUAAGAAUGACAAUUUCAUUGGUUGUUAUUAUCGUUGAACUUACAGAAACUACUCAAUAUCUUUUACCUGUAAUUUUAUCUGUAAUGGUUGGUAAAUGGUGUGGUGACAUUUUCAAUGAAAGUAUUUAUGAACAUUUAAUUGAAUUAAAACAUAUCCCUUACUUAAAUAGUCAACCACCAAAUCAUCUUAGAAAGAAAACCGUUGCUGAAGCAAUGUCAACUGAUGUAAAAACUUUACCUGAAAUUGUAAAAGUUAAAACAGCUUUAACAAUUUUAGAAACUUGUCCACAUAAUGGUUUUCCUGUUGUUAUGUUACCACAAUUACAUUCAAAUUCAAAUUUAAAUGAUUCAAAUCAAUUGUCUUUAUCAUUAAAUUUAAAUAAUAAUAAUAAUAAUAAUAAUAAUAAUAAUAAUAAUAAUAAUAAUAAUAAUAAUAAUAAUAAUAAUAAUAAUAAUAAUAAUAUAUUAUGUGGAUUAAUAUUAAGAAGUCAACUUUCAGUACUAUUAAGAAGAAAAAUAUUUAAUUCACCAGAAGAUUUAAAGAAUAUUGAUUUUAUAUCAGAUAAAGGUUAUAAUUUACCAAUUGAUCAUACAGAAUUUUCACAGGAAUUAGCAAGUAAAAUUCCACCAAUUCAUGAACUUAGUAAAUUAAUUACAAAGGAAGAUUUGGAUAUGUAUAUUGAUUUACGUCCAUAUAUGAAUUUUGCAGUUGUUUCUAUUAAAAACUAUAGUUCUUUAAGUGAAGCCUAUCAAAUUUUCCGUCAAGUUGGUUUAAGACAUAUGGUUGUAAUUAAUGUUUUCAAUAAUGUAGUUGGUAUGCUAACUCGUAAAGAUUUAUGUUAA